AUGGAGCAGCCACGCUGGACGAGCUCGCGUGUGGCGAACCGACGCGUCACGCAGUCGUCCACUCCCGCUUCCGCAUCCGCAUCCGCACGGCCAGGUGCCACGUCAGCACCGUCGACGAGCGGGGCCGCGCAGAGUCGAUGGGCUCCAUCUUCCUCCUCUUCCACAUGGCGCACGCAACCUCCCGCACCAGCGCCACGAGUCAACAGCGAUACACGCGUAUCCAACAGUGCUACAGGCGCAUCUAGCUCACGCUGGGCACGUACAUCCGCGCCAUCGGACCACGACAUGGCUGCCCUCACGGCGACACUCGGCAGCACAUUGAUCCGCGACUCUGGUCGACGGGACGGGCUUCAUGUGCGCGACACCACUCGUCCGCUGGGCGGCAAGACUUUGGACCGGCUGGCGCUGCUAGCGUCCCCGUCGCGCGGCCUCGACUCGUCCGCGUCGAUCUCGAGCGAGCUGGCGUCGCAGGGGAGUAUGGACCUCACCUCUGCGUCUGUUCAGGCCGAACUGCGGGGCUACAUCGGUGACCGAAUCACCACACGCGUACUGCCGUUGCUAUCUGCGCACGUGCCGCCACUUGCGGUGCUGGAUUCGGCGACGUACCUCGGUGCAGCCCGAGCAAGCGCUGCGGAAAAGACAGCGGCGGAUGAGGAGUUGGGACAACUCAUGCUGCAGACGCGCAAGCUGCGCGAGGCGGUGGUGGCGAGUCAGCGAGUCGACGCUUUUGCAGUUGACGUGUACGAGCUCUCAACAUACAUGGCGCUGCUGUGUGCGGAUGUGCCCCAGCUAGCCGCCACGCUGCCGCGGCUCGUCACGGAGCUGUACCCGCGCAUGGAGCCGCAGGACUGCCCCGGUGCAAGCGGUGUGCGCGAGCUGGCAACGAGGCUGGGCUUGGAGAUGUACGAUGCAGCGGAGCGCAGGAUGAGGAUGUGCUCGGUGUAUUUGUUGUAUGUGCUGUGUCUGUCCGGCCGCGCGGUGCGGUUGGGACAGUAUGCACAGGAUGCUGCGGGGGGAACACAGCAUGGUCUGCGCGAGUACAGGCUGCUGCGUUCCAAGCUUCUAGCUCGGUAUCCCGACUUGGAGCCGCACGUGCGAUUCUGCGAUCGGGUAUAUACGGCGCUGCGCGGGGCGGACCCGCUGCAGCUCGCACGCAUACUCCGCGGAAACGAUGCAGAGUACAGGAUGGACGGAUGGCAGAGGAUGUUGGUGCUGCAUGCUGUGCCUGCCGUGCGCGCUGCGGCAUGGCAAGUGGCCACCAAGGCGUACAUGCACCUACCCGUCUCGUCCCACUUGGCUGGCAUCAUCAGUCCCGACGCCGUGGCACAACCCAGCCCACAGACGGCACACGAGUCGCACCUAGCUUCCCUCCUGCUACUGCAGACCGACAUCCUUCCGCCCGCUUCACCGCCGAUGCCCGCGUUCACCGCUUCCUCACAUCGCACAUCCCCACGCUUGCAUCACGUCUAA
Molecule: messenger RNA, 1470 nt
Organism: Moesziomyces aphidis
Lineage: Eukaryota; Fungi; Basidiomycota; Ustilaginomycetes; Ustilaginales; Ustilaginaceae
Source: the annotation of a GenBank genome assembly